Eutrema salsugineum is the source of this 2249-nucleotide messenger RNA. Its product is annotated as DEAD-box ATP-dependent RNA helicase 9, mitochondrial. The record is from RefSeq and is a predicted model, not a curated record. NCBI's taxonomy places the organism in Eukaryota, Viridiplantae, Streptophyta, Magnoliopsida, Brassicales, Brassicaceae. The coding region runs from base 75 to 1961 and encodes 628 amino acids. The transcript has 7 exons. Gene Ontology annotation, molecular function: RNA helicase activity; nucleic acid binding; ATP binding.
UUUGGGUUUUCUCUUUCUCAGCAUUUUGCUUCAUUCUCACCAAAAAUCCCUCUCAUUCUCUUCUGGAUCUGAAAAUGAUCAGCACAAUACUCCGCCGAUCUUGCCUUGGUGCGUCGACUCGGACUCGGGCUCUCUCCGCCUCUCUGACCUCCAUUAACGCGGCUCUGUUUCAUCAUCUUUCUCCAGCCGCCGCUACAGUCACCGAUCUACCCGUUAAUGGACCUGGAAAUGUCAAGCCUAGCGUCGCUCUCCCUCCGACUUCGAACCCGUUUGGUGUUAAAGCUAGGGACUUUCAUUUUCAAUCUGGACCGUCGGAGUUCAGAUCGUCGAUUGUUUCUCCUGCGGGAUUCGCUGCUCAAGAUUACGCCGCUUCGUAUGAAAGCAGCGACGGAGGAGACUCGGAGAGUGUUGGUAGCACCAGCAGCAGCGGCGGCGACGGGCUAGCGAUAUCUGAGCUUGGUAUAUCGCCGGAGAUUGUCAAAGCUUUGAGUGGUAGAGGAAUCGAUAAACUCUUUCCUAUUCAGAAAGCUGUGCUCGAGCCAGCGAUGCAAGGUCGUGACAUGAUCGGUCGUGCAAGGACUGGAACAGGAAAGACUCUUGCUUUUGGGAUUCCCAUCAUUGACAAAAUCAUCAAAUUCAACGCUAAACACGGACGUGGGAAGAAUCCGCUUUGCUUGGUUUUGGCUCCGACAAGAGAGCUUGCUCGCCAAGUUGAGAAGGAAUUUAGGGAGUCUGCUCCAAGCUUGGAUACCAUAUGUCUCUAUGGAGGUACACCCAUCGGACAGCAAAUGAGGGAGCUUAACUAUGGUGUUGAUGUAGCGGUUGGCACACCAGGUCGUAUCAUUGAUCUGAUGAAAAGAGGAGCUCUGAAUCUAUCAGAGGUUCAGUUCGUGGUUCUGGAUGAAGCUGAUCAGAUGCUUCAGGUUGGAUUUGCUGAGGAUGUCGAAGUAAUAUUGGAGAAGUUGCCUGAGAAGCGUCAGAGCAUGAUGUUUUCUGCAACAAUGCCGAGUUGGAUCAGAUCACUCACCAAAAAGUACCUGAAUAAUCCUUUGACAGUUGAUCUUGUUGGAGAUUCUAGUCAGAAACUCGCAGAUGGAAUCACGAUGUACUCUAUCUCAGCAGAUUCUUAUGGCAAAGCAUCCAUUAUUGGUCCUCUUGUACAGGAACACGGUAAAGGAGGGAAAUGCAUUGUCUUUACUCAAACUAAACGGGAUGCUGAUCGUCUUGCAUAUGGUUUGGCAAAAAGCUUCAAAUGUGAAGCUUUACACGGUGACAUAUCGCAGAGUCAGAGGGAAAGAACACUUGCUGGUUUCAGGGAUGGGAAUUUCAAUAUUCUUGUAGCAACUGAUGUUGCUGCCCGUGGACUAGAUGUACCUAACGUCGAUUUGGUAAUUCAUUAUGAGCUUCCUAAUAACACCGAGACGUUUGUUCACCGAACGGGGAGAACAGGCCGUGCUGGAAAGAAAGGAAACGCGAUUCUCAUCCACGGUCCAGAACAAUCCAGGGCUGUGAAAAUGAUUGAGAGAGAAGUCGGAAGCCGAUUCAAUGAGCUUCCUAGCAUUGCUGUGGAACGUGGAAGCGCAAGCAUGUUUGAAGGAAUAGGUGGUCGAUCUGGUGGGUCCUAUGGAGGAGGCCUGAGGGAUCGCGGUUCAAGCUUUGGUGGUCGUUCAGGUGGUGGUGGUUAUGGAGGUGGUGGUUACGGUGGAGGUGGUGGUUACGGUGGUGGUGGUGGUUACGGUGGUGGUGGUGGUGGUUAUGGUAGCAGUAGUGGCCGUUCAGGUGGAUCAAGCAGCCGUUAUUCAGGCGGUUCAGACCGUUCUUCUGGUUACGGGGGCUUUGGUUCAGGAGGUUCAGACCGUUCUUCAGGUUUUGGGGGAUUUGGUCCAGACCGCUCUUCUCAGUCAAGUGGAAGGAGCAGCUUUGGUGGGUUUGGAUUAAAGGAUCCUAACAAAUCUUACUGAGAAGUGUUGGGCGAGUUUUGAUCCGACCCGGCAAUAAUGGAGUUGGCCUAUGAGUACUCCGUGACUCGAGUAGAGUUAGUUUACAAGGAGUCAAAGUUAUAUAGUAUAACUUUGUAUCUCUGCCUUCUUGCCUCAUAAACAAACAUAGUAUUUUUUUUUUAAGUUUAAUGUCAUAUCCUCUAAUUUAUUCUUUUUAUUUAUUCUGUCACUGUCGUAAACGUAAACCAUUUGGCCAUCAGAAAAAAUGUAUGAUCCAAAGCAACUCUAGAUUUUAUAUAAUUUGGUUUU